Messenger RNA from Dendronephthya gigantea, 3517 nucleotides. RefSeq names its product cubilin-like. The record is from RefSeq and is a predicted model, not a curated record. The transcript has 22 exons. Lineage: Eukaryota; Metazoa; Cnidaria; Anthozoa; Malacalcyonacea; Nephtheidae. Bases 92 to 3292 code for a protein of 1066 amino acids.
CUGAUCAACAAUGGCCUAAGACAUAUUUAAAAUAAUUCUUGCUUUACACUUUCAAACCAAAAGCAAGGUCUAAAGAAAACAGAUUGAAGUGAUGUUUCUUUUCAAGCCAACUAAACUUCUUUUUUGCCUCGUAUUCAUUCUAGGCUCCACUACGGAUUGUCAAGCAAUACAUUAUACACUACCUAAGCAAGUCUUGUGCGGGCAGAGCCAUUUGUAUACACCUGGUAGACUCAAAAGUCCUGGAUAUCCCAAUCCAUACCCGAACAACUUCGACUGCAAUUGGACAAUUUCUGCAAAUGGCGGAAAGCAUAUUUUCAUCCAGUUUUUUAAUUUCUCGCUGGAAGAUAACCCAAGGUGUGCAUAUGAUUAUUUGGAGGUUUAUGACGGUGAUUCCGUGCAUUCAACGAGACUGGGACGAUAUUGUGGAUACCAAUUACCAGGAAAUCUAACAUCUUCUGGUUCUAAUCUGUUUAUCGUAUUUCGCAGCGAUAAAAAUGUGGAAUAUAAUGGAUUCUCUUUUACUUAUUCCGACACAAUUGAUCAAUGCGGACAAAGUCACCUUUAUUCUCCUGGUACACUAAAAAGUCCCCUUUAUCCCAAUCUAUACCCCAACAACGUUGACUGCAAAUGGAUUGUUUCAAGUAACAACGAUAAACACAUUCUUCUGCAGUUCUCAUAUUUCUCGCUGGAAAGAAGUUCCGGUUGUGUGUAUGAUUAUUUGGAGGUGUAUGACGGUGAUUCUGUGAAUUCAACAAGACUCGGGCGAUAUUGUGGCGAACAAUUACCGGAAAAUCUGAGAUCUUCCAGCUCAAAUUUUUUUAUCGUAUUUCACACGGACGGUAGUGAUCGAAGAUAUGGCUUUCUUUUUAGUUACACCGAAGUUGGAGUUUCAUGCGGCAACUCUCACCUUUACACUCCUGGUACGCUUGAAAGUCCUGGAUAUCCCAAUUUAUACCCCAACGACAUUGAUUGUGAAUGGACGAUUUCUAGCACUCACAGAAGACCAAUUCUCCUCCAAUUUUCGAAUUUCUGGUUGGAAAGAAGAUAUGAUUUUUUAAACAUUUAUGACGGUGACUCGGCGGAUGCCAGAAGACUGGGGAGAUAUGAUGGAGAUGAGUUGCCAGGAAAUCUGCAAUCAUCCGGCUCCAAUAUUUUCAUCACAUUUCACACGGAUGGUAGUGGGCAAAGACGCGGGUUUGUUUUUAACUAUACCGAAGUUGGAGUUUCAUGUGGCAAUUCUCACCUUUACACUCCUGGUACGCUUAAAAGUCCUGGAUAUCCCAAUUUUCACCCCAACGACAUUGAUUGUGAAUGGACGAUUUCUAGCACUCACAGAAGACCAAUUCUCCUCCAGUUUUCGAAUUUCUCGUUGGAAAGUGGAUUUGAUUUUUUGUACAUUUAUGAUGGUGAUUCAGCGGAUGCAAGAAGACUUAGGAGAUAUGAUGGAGAUCAGUUGCCUGGAAAUCUGCAAUCUUCCGGCCCCAAUAUUUUCAUCGUAUUUCACACGGACGGUAGUGGGCAAAGAAGCGGAUUUGUUUUUAAUUAUACCGAAGGUCCAGUUUCAUGCGGAGACUCUCACCUUUACACUCCUGGUACGCUUAAAAGUCCUGGAUAUCCCAAUUUAUACCCGAACAACAUGGAUUGUGAAUGGACAAUUUCUAGCACUAACGGAAAACUGAUUCUCCUCCAGUUUUCGAAUUUCUCGUUGGAAAGUCGAUAUGAUUUUUUGUACAUUUAUGACGGUGAUUCAGCGAAUGCAACAAGACUGGGGAGAUAUGAUGGAGAUCUGUUGCCAGAAAAUCUGCAAUCAUCCGGCUCCAAUCUUUUCAUCGUAUUUCAGACAGACGGUAGUGAGCGAAGAAGCGGAUUUGUUUUUAAUUAUACCGAAGUUCCAGGUUCAUGCGGCGACUCUCACCUUUACACUCCUGGUACGCUUAAAAGUCCUGGAUAUCCCAAUUUAUACCCCAACGACAUGGAUUGUCAAUGGACGAUUUCUAGCACUCACGGAAAACCGAUUCUCGUCCAGUUUUCGAAUUUCUCGCUGGAAAGUCGUUUUGAUUUUUUGUACAUUUAUGACGGUGAUUCGGCGGGUGCAAGAAGACUGGGGAGAUAUGAUGGAGAUCAAUUGCCAGGAAAUCUGGAAUCAUCCGGCUCCAAUGUUUUCAUCGUAUUUCAAACCGACGGUGGUGGGCAAAGAAGCGGAUUUGUUUUUAAUUAUACUGAAGUUUCAUGCGGCAACUCUCACCUUUACACUCCUGGUACGCUCAAAAGUCCUGGUUAUCCCAAUUUAUACCCGAACAACAUGGAUUGUGAAUGGACAAUUUCUAGCACUAACGGAAAACCGAUUCUCCUCCAGUUUUCGCAUUUUUCGUUGGAAAUUGGUUCUGAUUUUUUGUAUAUUUAUGACGGUGAUUCGGCGAGUGCAAGAAGUCUGGGGAGAUAUGAUGGAGAUCUGUUGCCAGGAAAUCUGCAAUCAUCCGGCUCCAAUGUUUUCAUCGUAUUUCAGACAGACGGUAGUGAGCGAAGAAGCGGAUUUGUUUUUAAUUAUACUGAAGAUUCGUGCGGCAAAGCUUACCUAUAUACUCCUGGAACCCUCAAAAGCCCUGAUUUAUACUCUAAUAAAGUAGACUGUGUGUGGAAAAUUUAUAACGUUCAUGAGACAUCUAUUUUCCUCGAAUUUUUGCAUUUAUCGAGAAAAAACAGCUCCUGGUGUGAAUAUGAAUAUUUGGAUGUUUAUGACGGUCAAUCUAUAAAAUCGGCAAAACUCGGGCGAUAUUAUGGAGGCCAAUUCCCAAUGUAUCUGGUAUCAUCUGGUCCCAGUUUAUUCAUCGUAUAUCACAAGGAUAGUAUAUAUAAGGAUCGAUGUGGGUUUGCGUUUCGUUAUGCUAACGUAAACGAAUCGUGUGGAAAAACAUAUCUGCAAACUCCUGGAACACUCAAAAUUGACCAUCCAGCUUUUUACUGGAACCUGAUGGACUGUGUCUGGACAAUUUUUAACACUGGUGGGAAGCCUAUCCUCCUCCAGUUUUCUCAAUUCUCGCUGAAAAGUAGUGAUGAGUGCAACUAUGAGCAUUUGACCGUUUAUGACGGUAAUUUCUUCAUGCGGUAUUGUGGAAACAAAUUGCCUGGAGAACUAGUAUCAUCUGGACCAAAUCUAACCAUCGUAUUUCACACAAAUAAUUUCUGGCCAGGAAGUGAAUUUGUCUUAAAAGUCUCCGACGCAAAUGGAAUUCUGACAAGCGAGUGCAUGCCUAGAUUUGCCUUGUGUGUUACUGAAGUCAUGGAACUUUGAGAUGAUUUGAGGGCAAUUCGUUCCCCCGUUCCGCCAAUGAUCCUUCAUCGAGGAAAAAUAUUGAAAUCGGAAAAAAUUGAAAUCGGAAACGAUUUUCGCCAUAUGGAAUGUGUAAUAUAACACAGAAAACGUGCGAGUAUUACUGUAUAAAUUAUAUUGAUUAGCAAAUGUGCUCGUAUGGAACCUAAUCCUGAAUUAAAGUUGUUGACUCUAUAUAAUGGACGA